AUGGGAGAGACUUGGCUGGGCUCCUGAUCUCCUCCUCCUGCAGCCCCACCUCCCCGGUCCCACUUAACUACUGGCCAGGCCAGCGCUGGGGCCACCAUUCUCAUCCCCAUCCCUCUUCACAUCAUGCUCCUCUUGCUGCUGCUUUGCGGGGCCCUGGGCUGUGGGGCAGACCACGCAGACCCGCUCACCUUCACCAUGCUGCAAAGGACCCGUGUCUUCGAGGGCAACUCUCUCUUCUGGGGGAAUGCCAGACUGGAUGGGCAGCUCAGCCAUCUCUUGGAGGGGCUUAACGUCACCCAGGUGCUGCCACUGGAGCCCCCAGAUGCCUGGGCUAGACGACAGAAAGAAGUGGCCUUCUACCUGACCUGCUUCAGCCAGCUGGUGAAGCUCUUCAGCAAGGAGAGGCCCAUCAACUACACCCAGCGUCUGGACUGCCACCUGGGCUGUUACCUCUUCCCCAAUGGCACCACCCACAGCUUCUACGAGGUGACUCUCAACGGGACAGCCUUCCUCAGCUUCCAUGUUCCCAAUGCCACCUGGCAGCGGCGCUGGCCCGGCAGGCAUGCAGUGGCUGACUACGCCCAGAAGGAGCUGAUGAAGUACCCUAUGACCACCCAAACCCUCCAGCAUUUCCUCAACACCACCUGCAUUGGCAUCCUGCAGACUCAGAGUGCCAAGACAGGGAAACAGAGCACUCGGUCUCAUGCCCCACUGGUGUUGGGCCUGAUCCUGGGGACCUUUGCCUUGCUGGGCAUGGCCAUAGGCAUCUUCUUGUGCACAGGAGGGAGCUGCUAGCAGAGCCAAAGCCUCACAUCACCUUGUGGAGGGAGGGGAUGGACCCUAUCGUCACAUCAUCGUUGCCCUGUGGAUUCAGGGAUGAAGCCUGUGCCCCGCAAGGGACGCCUCUCCCCAGCACUGUAGGCUUUGCUCCCAAAGGACACUGCUGGCUUCUGCCCAUUCCCAGCUGGGUUGACUCCCCAGCACCAGCACCAGCACCCUGCCCUAGAGGUGGUCCCUACGCUGGGCUGGCACGAGGCACCGAGACUUAACACGGGACCAUGCUUGGCACAGAUGGAAAAAGCAGGGAAGAGCCUGCGGUGGGAGAGAAGCAAGUGGCAGAAGAAAUAAGCAAGGAAGAGUUGAAAGGAUGGCACUGAAACGCUCAUGUGUCCCUGUUGAAGUGGGGCUAAAUGGCUGGAAAGAGAGGGUGUCACACCUUUGUGGUGCUGCAUCAAGACGUGGUGUAAUAAAUGCCCCCUCAGCUCGCAGGGCACAUUUGGUUGCUCUCAUU
Pogoniulus pusillus (Red-fronted tinkerbird) is the source of this 1291-nucleotide messenger RNA. It is a transcript of the gene PROCR, whose product is annotated as protein C receptor. Gene Ontology annotation, molecular function: signaling receptor activity. The transcript has 4 exons. Lineage: Eukaryota; Metazoa; Chordata; Aves; Piciformes; Lybiidae. Gene Ontology annotation, biological process: negative regulation of coagulation. The record is from RefSeq and is a predicted model, not a curated record.